AUGGCCCGCUACUACAUUAUGGCUUCCAUGUCGAAUGUGUUGCAGCAGAAACAUCAGAACAUGGACAUUGCAGCUCAAAUUAUGGAAAGUCUUCAGGAAAUGUUUGGCUACCAAGGGACGCCCGUGAGAGAUCACAUGCUUGCAUUGAUCGCUCGGUUUAACGUGGCUGAGGUUUUAGGGGCUGAAAUCCAAUCGGAGAUGCAGGUUGACAUGGCUUUAGAGACUCUCCCUGAGAUGUUCUCACAGUUCAAGGUUAGUUAUAACAUGAACAAGCUUAAUAUAUCCCUGACCGAGCUGAUGAAGGAGCUCCAAAAUGCAGAGGCUAUUUUAAAGACUAAAAGUGGUGAAACCCAUGCUGUUUCUUCUUAUCGACCAUCCUCUUCCAAGCCGAAAGGCAAAUGA
Olea europaea var. sylvestris is the source of this 402-nucleotide messenger RNA. RefSeq lists its product as uncharacterized. Lineage: Eukaryota; Viridiplantae; Streptophyta; Magnoliopsida; Lamiales; Oleaceae. The record is from RefSeq and is a predicted model, not a curated record. The transcript has 2 exons. The coding region runs from base 1 to 402 and encodes 133 amino acids.